AUCUCACCAGUCCUUCAGAAGUUUGUGUCUACUGUUGCGUUAGUAUCCUACUUCUAUGUUUGUUUGUUUUUUUUGAGGGAGCACUAACCAUCUUUGGACGUUGAUCAAUGUAGUGUCCCCUCACGAAACAAACAAAUUUGUACCCACUCGGAUGGACCGCUACUUGACGUUUGUAGGCCUAGUGUCUGUCUUUUGGCGGGUGAAGGCAGAUGGACUACAACUCCCGGGAAGCGAUCGGGCGGAUGGACUAUACUGCGCAAGCGCAGGGCAAACGGUCGCGCGGAGGAUUUGAGUUUUGUUUGAGUGGCCGAAGACGGAGUGGAACACAAGUGUUUUUAAGUUUUAGCAAUGUGGAAAUGGCAGCAAAGCUAAACCUGUCGGGGCCGUCGGAUUCAGACACAUCAUCUGUCACCGACCAAUCUGUGUCCAGCCGGAGCAGUCUGAGAGUCGCAGAAAAGAAGAGAAGGAAGAACGAGGCGGAGGACCCGUUUGUUCUGGCCCUAAAGUACUUCUCUGACGUUGAAGCAGGUACUCCUUUGUCUGGGAAUGAUGAGUUUGAGAAGAACCUGGUGCUGGUGGAGAGGAUGGUACAGAAAGGACUUUCCCCAGAGGCCAUCUCUGUUAUGCUGGAGUUUGCCAUGAGCCUCCGUAUGGGGAGCAGUCCAUGUGUCCGGGUGCUGAAGUGUCUGAUUCCUACUACCGUGGUGCCACAGGAGGCUGUUGUUCGAGCAGUGGUUUGGCUGGGUGUUGGCAAAAUACCCAUCAGCACUCAAGUUCUUUUCAUAAAGUGGGUGUUGACUGUAUUUGACAUGAUUGAUGCAAAAGAUCAACUUCGGGCCAUCUAUGGCUUCAUCUUCAGCUUUGUCACAGAGGAGAAUCUGUGUCCUUUCAUCUGCCAUCUGUUGUACCUUUUGACCAGAAAGGAAAGUGUGCGAGUCUUCAGAGUCAGGAAGCUGCUGGAGCUGCAGUCUAAACUGGGAAGGCAGCCGUUCCUCCUGCACCUACUGUCACUUUACAAAGUGUUUUGCCCUGAACUCGUGACACUUUCCAUUCCAACACGAAUGAGGAGCGGGUUUAGGAACCACAAUUCCCCCUGGAAAUCAGCAUUGAUUGCUGUUCAGAAGAGGAAAGGUUCCCAGGUUGCCUCCAGCACCACUCUGCCCCUCACAAUUAAAGAUAAGACCAGCUCUAGGAAAAGGAAACACUGCCACCUGGAGUUGCCUGUUUUGAGUUCUCUAGUCAGUAAACAGGCUCAGACUGAGUCAUCCUCCAGCAGAAAGGUGGUCCCCCUGGUUCAGAUCCACUCCUUUACGCAGCUGCUGGAAAAUAUGCACCGCAUAGAGCUGCCUGCUCAGAUGGGCUCGCUGCUGGGCUCCAGUCUGGCUUUGCAGUAUCUGGACUGUGUACAAGAUGAGUCUGCCCUCCUACGCCUCAACUUCUGGCUAGGCUAUGCUCUCCACGAAGAAUUUUUAUUUUGCGGCGACGGAGGAGCCUCCCAGAAUUCAGAAGAGGCUCUACAGUUUUUGGAGAAGUUGCUGUCCACACAGAACUUUCUCCAGGAAGCGUUUUCCAGUUCAGAGGCUUUCCUUUACAAAUUUCUCAGUGUUUGGGACGGCUCCCUCCUCCGCCCUCAGAUCCUUGGCCUGCUGAGCAACAUUCCUGUUGUCCCCAGUUCCCAAAUCGGGCAGCUUCUGUUUGAACCCCUCAUGCAGCUCUUCUUCACAUCCUCGCUAUUUUUCAAGUGUGGAUUAAUGGAGUGUCUAAACAGUAUGCUGUUGAAGUGGCUGACCUGGCACUCGGUGUAUGCUCUGGAGGACGACUUGGACAUCAGCCUCAACAGCCACACCUCCAUAAACAUGACUCUAUCAGGGUUCAAGGAUUCAGUGAUGGAGCUGGUUCACUUUGUGGGUCGGCUCGCCUCUGUAGGCCUUCAGCUUGAAGGCUGUCACUCUCUCCUCCUCAGCUUCAUCCUGGACUUCUAUCAGACGGCGUGUGACACAUUUGUGAAGUAUGGGCUUCCCCUCGUGGUGAUGCCGCCACCUGGAGUUUUUUACCCAGCUCUGUUUUCCCCUGACCCUGUCAGCGUGGACCGACUGGCCUCCAUCAUGUACAGGUACAAGGUGAACUUGACAUCAGCCAAGAGUCAAGAAAAACUCACAGAGCAGGCCUUUCACAUCAGCCGCCAGACGUUUCGUGAGUUCAACCACUACGUGGUCGUCAUGGUCAACUGCCUGUGGAAUUCCAAAAUGUUUAAUCCAGGCAUGGGUGUACAGCUGGGACAGGAGCUGCUCCUCAAGAGCAACGUACCACAAUACUGGACGAGUUUUGACCUCGUCCACCACCCGGCUUUCAUGAGCUACGCUGUCGACUUUCACCAGAAGUGUUGGCCAGGGAGAAAGGCCAUGGACCUCGAUUCCAUAAAGCAUUCCAAGCCAUGGAGCUGGUACCUGGAGUACCUGUACAGUCAGGGAUAUGACGGCCUUAAACAGUUUGUUCCAGCCCCGUAGCCCCAUAGAGGAGACUCCAUGGACAGACAUCUGACCCUCCAUAUUUUUUUUUUUUUCUCAUUCACUACUUAUUCAAAACGAUGGGAAUUAAAUGGAAUAUUGUUGAUACUUCCAUUUCAUUCCAACAAUACUGUUGGAUGGAGUUCAGGGAUAUAUUGAUGAUUUUUUUCAUUUAGAUGCUUUGAGAGGCUGCUGCAUCUGUUGCAUCGCGAUCCUUGAGCAAGAUGCACUGUAUUUUUUUUGCUAAACCAGUUUAUUAAUGCAGUGCAUUUGUAACUUAGAUAAUACUACAGCAUUACAGCUGGGCCAACACUUAGUUCCAAUUUUGUGCAAAUGACAUUCAUAAUACAUUUGCAACAUAGUAAAUCACAUCUGGACAGCAGCAUAUGAUGUUAAGUCAAUGAACCAAUAUGACACGAUAAAAGUGGCCUAGUUAGGAUGAACUGAGUUUUAACUUAUGACAAAACCACUUAAGCGAAGAAUUUCAAAUGUAUUUUCAUGCUAGAGAGGCUCUGAAUCCAGUCCAAACCUUCCCGCCACAACAGAUCAGUAGGCCAAAUACAGGCCACUAUGCAAAAUAUUACAGGAAACCAACUGGAAAGCUCGGUCCCCUCGAAUUAAUUAACACAAAGGCUAGUGUGGGUGACAGGGACCGGGGGAAUUGGGUGCAACAAGACAGGCGGGUUGCUGCAGCGCCCUCAGCACCCCUAGUUCUCGCAGCUAUGAAUGAGAGCGACGUCGUAAAGGCAAAUCAGUCAACAGUGGUCAGUGAAAUCUUUCCUCAGUACUCCAGAAGACUUCACACAUUGCCGUGGGCAGACUAAUUGUACAUCGGCCUUGUUUUUUCUUUUCUAUUUGAAAGUUAAAUUUUUGGAAGUGGAGGGGUAUGUAAGAGGGCAGGCAGGGCACCCCAAUACCCCAACCUUAGCAACGGGCCCAGUUUGUUCAGAGCAUCAUCAGCUGACAGGCAGGGCGACAGUCUGUACACACAGCAGAGGUAGAUGCUCAACUCAGUAGAGAGUAAAGACAACCACUUGUAUCUUACUCAUUAUUUUUAAAAGACUUGUACAUAUUUCAUCUCCUCCUCUCUUCCCAGUGAGCUACUUGUAAGCAAUCUGAGUAUGUUUUCAUGUACAUAGAUUUAUCUGUUUAUUGUGGGUUCUUUUUUUUUUUUUUUUAACUUGUAGUCUAGUCCCUCCAGCGGUACUGCCCUGGUGGACAUUCGCCAGAAGCAGUGCCAGUAGUCAGCUCAACUAAAGUGAAUACAUGUUUGACAGGAAAGAUGUUGUGUUUACUGCAGAAAAAAAAAAGAAAUUAAAAAGUUUAAAAAAAAAAAAACUGAAGGGGGAUCAUUUUAA
Messenger RNA from Xiphias gladius (swordfish), 3865 nucleotides. It is a transcript of the gene cenpi, whose product is annotated as centromere protein I. Gene Ontology annotation, cellular component: kinetochore. NCBI's taxonomy places the organism in Eukaryota, Metazoa, Chordata, Actinopteri, Istiophoriformes, Xiphiidae. The record is from RefSeq and is a predicted model, not a curated record.